This is a messenger RNA of Larimichthys crocea (large yellow croaker), 1190 nucleotides long. RefSeq names its product LIM domain transcription factor LMO4-B (gene lmo4lb). The record is from RefSeq and is a predicted model, not a curated record. The transcript has 5 exons. NCBI's taxonomy places the organism in Eukaryota, Metazoa, Chordata, Actinopteri, Sciaenidae. The coding region runs from base 416 to 895 and encodes 159 amino acids.
UAAAUAGCCCCUUGCGCAAUUUUUGAUGAAUAGUGUCGCUGUCAAAAGCGUUCGAGACAGAUAAAGGCAUGUUGACAGACAGACAGCUGUAAAGAGCAGAGAAGAGAGAGGAAGAGAAGCUGCGUCAUGUCUCCUCCUCACGGCUACAUGUAGUUCUUUUUUUUGGUUCUAAUCCGCGGAGCUGCUGGAUGUCGGGGGGAGAGUUUGCUCAACUAUUACCGUCACCGCGCCGUCCCGCCGGGCUUCAUGUUGUGUUGCCUGUUUUAUUUUCUCUGGAAAACGAUGGAGAGCAGAACAUGUCAAGUCUGAGAGCGGCUUUACAACUCUGAGCUUCUUGUGAAUAUUUAGUUGGAGCUCUUCAAAGUUCAGGCAGGAGGACAAACCUUUGGCUCGGUAAGGAGCCUCCGAGGGCAGCAUGGUGAACAGCCAGGCGGCGGGCGUACCACCGCCCCCCAGGUCGUGCGCAGGAUGCGGGGGGAAGAUCGCAGACCGAUUCCUGCUUUUCUCCAUGGAGCGCUACUGGCACACUCGCUGCCUCAAGUGCUCUUGUUGCCAAGCCCAGCUGGGGGACAUUGGCACCACCUGCUACAGCAAAGGGGGCAUGAUUCUGUGUCGGAGUGACUACAUCAGACUGUUUGGGCACAGCGGGGCGUGCAGCGCCUGCGGCCAGUCGAUCCCAGCCAACGAAAUGGUGAUGAGGGCACAGGGAAAUGUUUACCACCUCAAGUGUUUCAGCUGUGCCACCUGUAGAAACAGACUGAUGCCUGGCGAUCGCUUCCAUUACAUCAAUGGUACAAUCUUCUGUGAGCAUGACAGACCCGGCGCUGCCUUGCUCAACAGCCAUCUGCCUCCACUUCAGAGCAACUCUGUGCUGACAGACCAGAAGGUAUGCUGAGGAGUGCUGCGCGUUGCCCUUGUCUUUCCUCCCGAGCGUCACUUCUCUCUGGUGCACUAUUCUUCUCCUGCUACUGUCGCCGUUGUUGUGGAUUCACCACCUCAUCGCUGCCCCGCCUCUCUCUCUUCCCUGGAGUUUUUCACCAAGAUAUCCUGUCCCUCGCCACCAUCAGAGACUAUACAAAGUCACAUUUAUGUUGUGUUCAAUGUUAAAGUGGUCUGUGCGUCAUGCAAAGACUUACAGUAUGUGUGGACUGCGCUGGCAAAAGGCUCCGUCAGGACUAAGAAAAAAAAAA